CGGAAGCGUUUCUUGUGUUUCCUGGAAAUGUUUGAAAUUGCAGUCCGUGAAGUGAACCUCUGAAAUUAGUUGAAAAUAAGAUUGCAGACUUGACUGUAUUUGAUCCGGGGAAACUAGCAAAAUACACGAGCAUGAGCUUCGUCUCUAAUCAAGAUGCGUGCAAUGGUCUUGAAAAUCUUCCAGUUUUCUUCGAAGGCAGUGUCAGUCAAGAUGAUUUGCCUCUAUUUCAGUACAGUCCAGAGAAUGUUCCAGGUCCCGGGUGUGAGACUGACCCAGCCGAGGUGACACUUCCAGGAUGCGAUUGCCGCUCCCAGUCCUGCCAGCAGGGGAGCUGUUCCUGCCUGGAGACCCACAGUCAGGCAUACAACAGUCAGGGGCGUCUGAAAUACCUCGGGGAGGAGAAGACUGAGUACAGCCUACCCGUAUUUGAGUGUAACGCCCUGUGUGGGUGCAGCGAAGCCUGCAGUAACCGGGUCGUGCAGAGGGGCCUGGGCCUUAGCCUGUGUGUGUUCCCCACUCAUGGUAAGGGCUGGGGGGUACGGGCACUGGAGCCCAUACCUCAGGGGACGUUUGUGUGCGAGUAUGCUGGGGAGGUGAUCGGGUUCGAGGAGGCAUGUCGGAGGCAGCGUGCCCAGAAGCCCGGAGAUAUGAACUACAUCAUUGUGGUGAGGGAGCAUGCUGGAGAAGGGAAGGUUGGGGAGACCAUUGUGGACCCUGGAACCGUGGGAAACGUCGGCCGUUUCCUCAACCACUCCUGCCAGCCCAACCUCUUCAUGGUGCCGGUCCGAGUGCAUUCACUGGUCCUUAGGCUGGCACUGUUCGCCGGGCGGGACAUCGCCCUUGGAGAGGAGCUCACUUUCGACUACUCUGGGGGCUACAACAACCCCCAAGGCAAGGGGUCGCAUCCAUCUCCGGGUGGCCAACAGGCAAAGGGAGUGGGAGAGGAAGGUUUUAAAAGAAAGCCUUGCCACUGCGGAGCCCAUAACUGUAGACUGUUCCUGCCCCUGGACGUCUCUGUCAUCAGCAAUACUUAUAUGUCAGGACCUCAUCAUUGCUCACUCGUUAAAGGCCUUCAUGAAAAACACAGCCUGGACAUGUAGUCUCAGGUUUGAGCUGUGACCUUAAUUAUGCCAUAGGUUAUCACCGGAAGUCCACAAUAGCAAGACACAGUUGGUCUUGGGCCAGGGCCUGGAACAUUCUCUUACAUUAGCUCCUCCCAACAUUUCAGGUACCUACAGGCUGCAAGUUAUCCUCAGUAGGAGAUGCAUCUUUCCAGUAGUGCUGUGUGGUAAAAUAAUGACUGGCUGAAGGACUGUAGUGGUGGUGUCCACAUGCUUCAUCUAUAGUAAUAUUGGUGUGCAGUACAGUGGACAUAGCUACAGACAGAGUUGGCAAUUCCAAAUUGGUGAGAAGUUAAAAUGGAAAUAAAAAUCUAUUUCAAAUAGCCUGUAUUUGUUUGCCUUGUAUAUUUUCAGCCUCAAAUUAGCUUGUUAGUCUUUCUGGUCGAGAUGAGUGGUGAUUUAUGUGAUUAUUGUGCCGUUCUGCACAUAGCCAUGUUAGCAUCUUACAGUACAUAUUACAGUAAAAUCUGAAUACAUUACAUAUGAGAAUGCACAAAGGUGGUCAUGCUGCAAGUUAUUGCGCAAAAUAAAUAUAAAUUUGUA
Molecule: messenger RNA, 1664 nt
Organism: Anguilla anguilla (European eel)
Lineage: Eukaryota; Metazoa; Chordata; Actinopteri; Anguilliformes; Anguillidae
Gene: setmar
Product: SET domain and mariner transposase fusion gene
Exons: 2
Coding region: 132-1100 (322 amino acids)
Cellular component (GO): nucleus
Molecular function (GO): protein binding; histone H3K9 methyltransferase activity; zinc ion binding
Source: RefSeq, a predicted model, not a curated record